ACGUCAGUUAUUUUUUUCCGUUUGAGUCAUUCACUGCCCUUGAGUAGUUAAUACUCCGGCCAUUUCCCCACCUGCUUCUUCUCCACUCCGCCACCUCCUCCGCUGCCAACGCUGACGGCGUUUAUCGUUCAGCUCCAGAUUCGCAGCUUCUGAUUCACCGCAAAAAAAUUCACAUCACCCGGAGUUUCAACUUGAAUAGAUUGAUAUGAAUUCGCGGAGGGAACGUAGCAGUAGAGCUGCUCUAUUUGAUGGAAUUGAGGAAGGUGGUAUAAGGGCUUCGUCAUCAUAUGCUUCUGGCGAAAUUGAUGAACAAGAGAAUGAGAGGGCAAUAGAUGGGUUGCAAGAUAGAGUUAAUAUGCUCAAAAGAUUGACAGGUGAUAUACAUGAGGAGGUGGAGACUCAUAAUCGGAUGCUUGAUAGAAUGGGAAAUGAUAUGGAUUCUUCAAGAGGUGUUUUAGCUGGAACAAUGGAUAAAUUUAAGAUGGUAUUCGAGACAAAAUCAAGCCGAAGGAUGUUCACACUAGUGGCCUCAUUUGUGGUUCUGUUUUUGGUGGUAUACUAUCUCACUAGGUAAUUAGUAAUGUGAGCAGAGAUAUGUACUGGAUUUAUGUGCAGAGAAAGAUGCUUGGCUCAGUUUCUGAUGUCAACAUUACUGUCUCACUGUAAGAAAGUCGAGACUUUGUCUAGCUGUGUAAAAGUGUUUUUAAUACAACAGAUAGUUUUGGAGUA
Molecule: messenger RNA, 729 nt
Organism: Nicotiana attenuata
Lineage: Eukaryota; Viridiplantae; Streptophyta; Magnoliopsida; Solanales; Solanaceae
Product: bet1-like SNARE 1-1
Exons: 6
Coding region: 206-574 (122 amino acids)
Source: RefSeq, a predicted model, not a curated record